Messenger RNA from Drosophila novamexicana, 943 nucleotides. RefSeq lists its product as uncharacterized. The transcript has a single exon. The record is from RefSeq and is a predicted model, not a curated record. Lineage: Eukaryota; Metazoa; Arthropoda; Insecta; Diptera; Drosophilidae. Bases 347 to 928 code for a protein of 193 amino acids.
AGACGAACAGCGCACGCUACAAAAGUUUCUAAUCGAGUAAAAAGAAUAAUACAAAAAGAAGAGAGACCGAAAGUCGAGUUGAGUUGCAUGUGAAAUGCAUUUUUAAAUCGCAGCGAACAGUUCAGUGAACGUAAGCAAACGGUAAAGAACAACUGUGCACACACAAAUAGAAACGUCUAGAAAACAGAAGAAGCGGAAGUCGAACGUAGCGAAUUGUUUUGAUUAGAAAUCCGAUUUUUGUUGCAAUUUUUUUUGGGUUCUCGAUUUGUGGCUGUGUUCGUUACAUACACAUACAUAUAUAUAUUUUUUUAUUGUGCUUAAAAACGUAAACAACAAGAACAACGAAAUGGCUUUCAUGAUGCCGGUUAUGAAGAACAACUAUGAUAUCUAUAAGGACACGCGCUCCCGUAGCCGCAAAACGUCCGAGUGCUCCAAUGUGAGCAGCGGCAACGGGACCACAGCGCUGGCCAGUGCUUUGGGCACACCGGGUCAGCAGGCGCCGCAGCAGCAGCAGCAACGUCGACGCAAGGUGUCCGAAUGCAAGUCGGAGAGUUUUGCGACGUCGCCGUCGCACGGCCAGUUGGGCCCCCAUCGCAUGCAGAUGCAGCGUUGCCAUAGUUCCCGCGGCUUCACGCGCAACACUUCCCGCAGCUCCCACGGCGGCUCCAUGGUGCAAAUGUCGCAGGGCAUUAUGAUGUCGCCGACGCGUUCGAGUCCGCCCAGCCGCACGCAGACCGCCUCGGCGCUGGAGCGUCAAGCGGCCGCACAGGCUGCCGCGCAGUCGGCAGCAGCGCAGGCCGCAACGGCAGCGGCCACGGUGCAACAGCAUCGGACGGAGCAGAGCAACAACGAUUAUACUAAAUUCCAUUUGCGUUUGGUCGACAAGCUACGCAAGUCCUUUCGCAAGGACAGCGGCAAGCGGUCAUGAGAACGCGUCUCACAC